AUGUAUUAUGGUUUAUUACGAGAUCAUCAUCUAACAAGAAUAUUACAACAUAAAUCAAUACUUGCAUCAUCAACAGGUGUUGAUAAUGAAGAUAAUGUUGCGUCAUUAAAAAUUGAUCCUAAUGCAUCACAACUUACACGAAUACCUAUUCCGGAAUUAAGAGAACAUGAACGAAUGGAUUUAAUUAAUAUAUUUCAAGAAGAUUAUACACGAAUGUUAAAAAUAACAUCCGAUAAUUUAUCAUCUUGUUGUUAUUAUACUUUAUUAAAUGGUUAUCUUGAAAUAAAUUGUCUUGAAAUAUCCGAAGAUUCAACAUUACUUGCUGUUGGUUGUAAAAAUUCAAGUAUAUAUAUGUAUAUUCAUUAA
This is a messenger RNA of Rotaria sp. Silwood1, 366 nucleotides long. Lineage: Eukaryota; Metazoa; Rotifera; Eurotatoria; Philodinida; Philodinidae. The record is from the annotation of a GenBank genome assembly.